GUGUGUGUGUGUAUGUGUGUAGCUUGCUCGUUUGGUUGACAAUCGCGAUGUGAUGUAUAUCCUACAUCAUCGCACGCUGAGAUAUAUUUUCAAGAAGUAUUUUUAAUUUAUAAAUUUAUUAGGCGAUUUGUUUCUAAAUGUUUUCUUAUGUUGUGAAAACUUUUCUCUGUUUUGAUUUCUAAAUAUGUGUAACUUGCCGCCGAAGUUCCAUUCAGUGUGUCGCCUUUGUUUAUCAUUCUGUGGCGAUAAUUGCAGUGAUGUUAAACUCCCAAUAUUCGACCGUGAUAAGGAUAAAUCACGACUUUCCGAGAUGAUAAUGGCUUAUCUAUCGAUAAUGGUUUCUCCAGAAGACAUGUUGCCACAGGUUGUAUGUGGAAGUUGUGCAAGCAAACUUGAUGAAUUUCAUACAUUCAGGGAACUAUCACAUAAAUCUGAAAGAUUAUUGGAACAAUUUCUCCACUAUGCUAACUCACUAUCGGGUCCUAUAGAGGAGGUCCUCAGUAUAACGGCCGACAAACUGGAGGAGAUAAUCAAACCGUUGAACGAUAAUGAGUAUGAUCUGUCAAAAAGUAAAUAUGCAGAAAUCGGCUCCCCUGACUCAACCGAAGAGAUGAAAAACCUCGAGAGCCGACAGGCGGCGGUUACACUGCUACAAAUAAAAAACUACGACCCAACGAAAUACGUUGUCAAACCCGAGACGGAAGAGAACUCGAAUAUAAUGUUCAAAACAGUGAGCCUACCGCCCUCCGAUAGAGCGAGAGAGGUAAUGCACUGUACAACAGUGAUAGAUAUAAUUAGCAAGGCUGUCGCGGUAGCUCAGCGUGAAAACGAGGAAUCUCAGUAUCCGACAAAUUAUGCGGGCGUUACUGACAAUACGCACGCGGCGUCCGAAUAUACUCAAGAAUAUGUGGACGAACAGUAUGCCCAGAAUACUCCCCAAAGCGUCACGAAUCUACCCAAUAACGAGGAGCACAGAGAGAUGGAUCUCUCAUUAUACUCCUGUAAGACAGAGUACGAGAGCGAACAGGGCAGAGAGACUAAUGCCUACACACAUAGAACCAGUGAUAUAUCGCAUAAGGACAAAAUGCAGCAUUUCUAUGCCAGAGCGUGCGUGAGGACAAAGCCGGCGAAGGAGAGUUCGGUGUAUGAGGAUUGUAGUCAAAGCAGUAGCGGCUCAGAUCCGGACAGACUUCAGAUGGACAUAUCGGAGGUGUCGCAGGACGAUCCAGAAGAAACACAAUCUGUGCCGUCUGCGCAGUCAUCGCCAAAACCACCACACGAAACGGAGGAAAAGGACUCAUUAUGGCAUGCUCUACAUAAACAAAACGGUCGUGGUGGUGAAACAACACAGCUUCUAAGGCGACUGAUUAACAGUAAACAUACGGGGAUGACGGUGUCGCCUUUGAGGGGACUCGCUGUACCACUUACUCAAACAUCCAACGGUACCGUUUCACCGAACGGUGAAUGGUCGAGUACUGGUCGUGGUAACAUGGGCGCAGGUGGAACAGCGAGAAGGAAACAGAGUUGUCCAGCUCGAGCUCAGCCCUUGCAGGAUCAACAUCCCACUUGGCCCACUAACACUGAUAAUGAAGCAACAGACACGUCAAACUCAAAUCGCAACCCAUCACAGCGCUUUGAGCUCUCCUGCACCAACUGUGGUACACACACGACCACCAUCUGGCGUCGCGAUGCCAGAGGCGAAAUGGUGUGUAACGCGUGCGGGCUGUAUUACAAACUCCAUGGAGUGCCACGACCUACCGCAAUGCGACGGGACACCAUACAUACUAGACGCCGUCGUCCCAGACAUGAAGCAAAGUCUUCUCGAUCUAGGCGACGAGGAGUCACCGGCGCCAGUACCGAGGUCCCUGAGAGUAGUGAACCAGCUGGUGCGGCACCAGGGGCUCCACCAUCAGAAGGUGCAGAAGAGGCCGUAUUGGCAGCGCUUCGUAGGCAAUUGCAGCCGCACCUCUUAGCCGCCUUACAUGCGCGCACUCGACCAGCACAGAUGGGACGCGGUAUGCCAGAGUAUGACGAGGCGCCAUUAAACCUCGUGGCCAAUCACGUGGCCGAAGAAACGCAUUGACCGCUCACGUAAUCUUUCCGCACCCGUGUACAAACGGCCAGUUACUCAUACCAUAGACUGUUUAUAUUUGGAACCUUUUUAAAGGGCCGUACUUUUUUUUCUUUACGGCCAGGGAUUUAAAAAAAAUCUAUAUGACAUUUCGUUUUUAAAAGCUGUUAUCUGUGGUCCAUCCCGCCUUUUACCGCAUAGCCAAUAGUGUUUUUAUGUAUAAGCAUAGAAUAUAUACGAUCGAAGUGAUAUUCUGUGGCCGAGAAUAUUCUAAAUUCGAACGCCCUUUAAAAAUAGUCCAAGUAUAAACAAGAUUAUUUUAGUAGAUCUGAUAUAAAAUCUUUUUUGUUUUAUAACCUUUUUAAUGAGGUAUAUAUUUUUAUGAAUGUUCCCAUUCGUUUUAUACCAGUAGUGAGUUAAGGCCAGUGUAAGACUAUGAACAUCUAGAAGUACUUAAAUUUGAAAUUAUUCCUACAUCAAAGUAAUAGUAUUCUGGUUAAAUAUAUACUAAAUAUUUUUGUACAUAAGGAGUAUUAUCAAUAGUUAUUUUUUACCAAAAUUCAAAUUUAAGUACUAAUCGAUGAUGACUAUCUGAAAAUUAUGACAAUGAAGUAUUAAUUAAACAGGGCAUUAUUAAAGGCAAAUUAAAUUGCCUUUUGUAUGGGCAGUUAAAAGUAUUGUGUAUAUACGAUAUUAUUCGAACCUGGAUAAGAGGGUACACUGUCAAAUCCCUUAUAAGCUUUAUAGCCGACUUUUAUUGGAUACGGUCACAAAUAAACGUUGUGCAGUUAUCUAUAAAGACAAAUAAAUGAAAUGGUUUGGUUGUACUCGCUUGUUCAGGUUGAUUCAUAAAAAGGUCAAUGACCUUUUGCAUAUUGAGAAUUUAUUGCAUUUGCAAAUGAAAAUUAUUUUUCCGAAUUCCUCAUGUGAUGAGUGAGAAUGAAUUUUGAGAUUAUUUGAUUGGUGAAAUCGGUUCGGGCCGAAGUCCGCGCCUUGCCUUUGCUCUCUUUUCCUUUGAAAUUAUUACGGUUACCUAUUGCAGGAAGCAAGUAUUCAUAUAGAUCUAAGUUGUAUUGUAUAUUGUUUCUUACUUAGAGUAGUGUUUUUUUUAUAUAUAAUUUAUUUUUGCCCCGAUUUUGGUCAGUAUUCGAAUCUCGAUUGAGAAUGUGGUUUUUAAAGCAAUAAACUUUUCGAAUAUAAAUAUUUAGAUAUAGAAUCUCUUUGGAGCAAUAUUACCAUAAUUUCUGUAGAAUAGGGUUUAAUAUUCCGUGUUAAAAUUGAAUUUAGAAAUAAUCUGGUUGAAACCAAAUCGUGGCAUUAUAACCUCAUGGUCAGUUUUGAGCAUUUAAAGAGAUUUCCGUUGUGGGCUGUUUUUCGUAUUCGCCGUCCUAUACUUAACGCCUCUACUUAAUUUAGUUAAUAAUUUAUUUUACGAUCACCCCACGGGCCAGUAGAACAGUCUUUGAGACAUUGUGAUAUAGCUUUGUGCUUUUCUAUACGUAAUUUCUUUGCAGAAUCGUCUAUCGUAUUUAAAAAGCUUUAAAAUUUUUGAGAUUAUCUACCCUCGGAUUGGGAUAUUCGUAGUACUUAGAAUUGUUUUAUACUUUGACAAUAAAUAUGCUCUCUUUGACGCUCUCUUGAUUCCGAGUUAUAUUGAAAUUAUUAUAAGUAGUGUUUAGGGAACGAAAGCAACAUUUUCACUAACAUUGCUGCUCGCAGUAGUGAUACAGUAUUAUUUUAUUCAUUAUUCUGUACAUUUUUUUAUUAUAAGUCCUAUCUAGACCUCACUCGAUCAAAUUCCGUUCGUGCAGCUAUUUUCGAUCUUCCAAUUGGUUAUUUAUUAUUAUUUAGGUUAAUUUAUUACGGUUUAUUGGUAUAACGUGUUAAGUUACUAACGUACCGGUUGUGUAGUGUGCGCUUUCGAACUAACAAACGUGUGUUUGAGAGAAUGGAGCUUCGUCUUAUAAUUUAUGCUGAAAUAUUGUGAUGCAGUGCCGUGGCAAUCAUAGUGGGUUUGUCUAUGUUGAAGGAUGAUUCUUGCCCUUUACAAAAAUUCAAAAGAAGCUAUGUUUGAUCUGUGUUUAGAAGUUUUUUUUGUUAUUACUGUAACCGUUUUCUGUUUGCCAAUGUUACGUCACUGCAUAUGAUGAAUCUCGAUGUUAAAUUCCAUUUAACGUUCACAGCAAUUAAGACUGAAAGCAAAAGUCUCUGAAUUUUUUCCAUUCAAUAUGAAUCGUAAAAGUAUUGUAACCGAAAUGUGAUAUGUGUUGUAGAAUGUAUUUCCCGAAAAGCAAUAAAUUUGUGAUAAUAUGUAGAGAUGGGCAUUUUUGUACGCCUCCUUUGAGAGUACACUGCAUAAUAUUAGAUGUCAAUUAAUGUUUUACUGCGCGGUCGGUUACAACUGAGGUAUAUGAAAACUUGUCGACCCUAAGUUUAUAUUAAUUACAAUCCAUUUAUUGUUUUUGAAUGAAUUUUUGUUAUAAAGUACUAUUAAGAUUUCUAUAAUAUUGGACAUUUAAAGUAUAUAGGAGCUCAGUUGUGCGUCGGUUGUGCGCAGUAAGAAUCAAUUCCAAGUCAAUUUAAAUUAUAAGAAUUUUUCGUUGUAGAUUUCUCACCUUUACUGUUACUAACAUUAACGUCUCAAAUUACGUAUUAAGAGGUAUUAUUAUUGUAUAAAUACUCUUUAAUUAAGCUUAUGGACCAUUUGUUGUUUGAAUAUAAAGUUUCAGCAUAAAUUAUCGGUAUAAUAUUAUACCAGAAACAUUUUCGUCGGAAUACUCAUGAGACAUUAUUAUUGUUGUAUAGAUGAUAAAUAAUGUGACUUACGCAGGGAUGGAUACUUAAAUUAUUAAAAAUUUAACUGAUAUAUUGGCUAUGUAGUGAGUAGAAUAUUUUUUUACAAAUAAAUUAUAGCAGCUA
This is a messenger RNA of Pieris napi, 4990 nucleotides long. RefSeq names its product zinc finger transcription factor Trps1 (gene GATAd). Gene Ontology annotation, cellular component: nucleus. The transcript has 9 exons. Gene Ontology annotation, molecular function: RNA polymerase II cis-regulatory region sequence-specific DNA binding; zinc ion binding; DNA-binding transcription factor activity, RNA polymerase II-specific. NCBI's taxonomy places the organism in Eukaryota, Metazoa, Arthropoda, Insecta, Lepidoptera, Pieridae. Gene Ontology annotation, biological process: positive regulation of transcription by RNA polymerase II; cell fate commitment; negative regulation of transcription by RNA polymerase II. Bases 185 to 2083 code for a protein of 632 amino acids. The record is from RefSeq and is a predicted model, not a curated record.